UAUUUGUGAGUGUACAUAUAUUUGUGAAGGAGAGACUACAGAUGGAGAAGUUGGGUCCCAGCUUUGGGACAUUUCUACUUAGAAGUGGAAAUGAAGACACCUGAAAAAUGGCCCAUGAAGGAGUACAUAAAUGAUGGGUUAGAUGUAGCUCAGUGGAACACUUGCCUAGCAUGUGACAGACCCUGGCUCAAUUCUCAGCACUAAGGGGGUAGGAGAGAAGGGUCUUGUCACUAAGAUGACAACAUCAAUUAAAUGUUCUUGUGAACAGAAAAAUGACCUUGGGAUUGGCCAUCAACCAAUUAAUAAAUAACUACCCCAGUCAAUGAAUACGCUUUGGGACUGGAUGUGUAGCUCAGUGGCAGGGUUCAUGUUACAGACAUGAGGCCCUGGUUCAAUCCAGCACCACGACAAAACAAAACCUCUCAAGAUCAUUUUCAAUGCUGCAUAAAAUUCCAUUGUAACAAUCCUGAAUCUGCUCCAUAGUUUCUUGCUGAACCCUUAAGAUUCUUCCCAAAGCUUUAGAAUUACACUUCUAAGAGUACUGGGGCAAACACUUUUAAGGGUAUUUGGGUAAAAAAAGAUGCACAUUUUAACUUCUCCUACCUUGAAGAAACACAGUAAUUGUGAAAACUGUCCAUCAUUUUGAUAAGUGAUACGUGGAAUCUUAUAUUUGCAUUUUUAUUAAGUUUCCCAUGUUUAUUAGUCAUUGGUAUCUUUUUAUGAAUAGCCUGCCCAUAUCUUUUGCUCCAAGAGUUUUUACUGGGCAAAUUGAAUGGGAGAACACCCAGAAAACGGAAACGAGGAAAAUUAAGACUUAAAUGUUGGUUUAGCUAAGUGAACAAUGGCACAUAAGGUUAGGUUUGAAUCAGAGCUUGCGACUGACAACACUGGUUAUGUGACCUUGUUAAGUAACUUCUCAGGUACCAUAUUCCAGUCUAUGUAAUGGGGAUGAGGUUUACCUUCAAGUAAUUUAAAUUGAGCAGGCUGCAGAAGUACCUGAGUUGCGGCCCAGGAACGUAAAAAACUACAGCAAGUAGGGUGGUUGGAAAACACCACGAUGCACGAGACUGUCAGGCGUUCCGGACGGCCGUCCCUCCUCCCGCGUGUUGGUGGUGUUACUAUGGCAACAAACACGCGCUGCCCAGCGCUCAAUCCUCUGGCCGUUACCUUUCUCCCUGAUCACCCUGAUCACGGUCGGCUUACCAGGCUCCGCGGCGCAUCCUACACACCGGUCUCGGACUGAGCCCGCUCGGGGCCAGGGCAACGAACCGCGGGGCAGCAUGGCUAAGGAGGCCGCCUCUUCACCGCUGGAGAACUUGGACCUGAGCGGAGACGAGGUCCAGCGGCUCACCUCCGCCUUCCAGGACCCGGAGUUCCGGCGAAUGUUCUCGGAGUAUGCCAAGGAGCUCACGGACCCAGAGAACCGGCGGCGCUACGAGGCGGAGAUCACCGCCCUGGAGCGGGAGCGCGGGGUGGAGGUGCGGUUCGUGCACCCCGAGCCGGGCCACGUGCUGCGCACCAGCCUGGACGGGUCGCAGCGCUGCUUCGUGAACGUGUGCGGCAAUGCGCUGGUGGGCGCGCCCAGCAGCCGGCCGGGCCCGGGGGGCAGCGACGCGGCGCCCGGCAGCCACUGGUCUCUGCCGCACAGUCUGUCCCCUGGCCGCCAGUACGCCGGUCGCAGCGGCUCCCGCUACACCGUCUACGACGUGGUCUUCCACCCCGACGCGCUGGCGCUGGCCCGACGCCACCAGCGCUUCCGCGACAUGCUGGACGCUACGGCCCUGGAGGCAGUGGAGCGGCAGUUCGGCGUCAAGCUGGACCACAGGAAUGUCAAGACCCUGAAGGUGAAAUACAAGGGGACCCCGGAGGCCGCCGUGCUGCGCACACCCCUUCCGGGAGGCGCUCCUGCGCGGCCCGACGGGGAGAAAGAGGGCCCUCUCCCAGGCUUCCCCUACCCCUACCGGUACCCGGCGGCCGGCGACAGCUCAGCCCGCCCCCGGGCCCCGGCGCCGUCCAGUCCGGAGGCGGUGCAGCAGCCCGCCCCCACCGAGCCUCGCUGCAGCGUGGUGCAGCGCCACCACGUGGACCUCCAGGAUUACCGCUGCUGCCGGGACUCGGCCCCGAGCCCCGUGCCGCACGAGCUGGUGGUCACCAUCGAGCUGCCGCUGCUGCGCUCGGCCGAACAGGCGGCGCUGGAGGUGACGGGAAAGCUGCUGUGCCUCGACUCGAGGAAACCCGACUACAGGCUGCGGCUCUCGCUUCCCUACCCGGUGGACGACAGCCGCGGCAAGGCGCAGUUCAACAAGGCUCGGCGGCAGCUGGUUGUCACGCUGCCGGUGGCGCUGUCCGCCGCGCGCCUGGAGCUCGUCCCGGCGCCGGAAGAGCCCACGAGCCCGUCCGGAACUGACGGCGCGGGAGAGGCGGGACCCACUGAGAGUCUCACGUGCGAGCCAGGUCGGGCUCUCAGCAGAGCCGGGCUGGCCGACGCCGGCAUCGGCACCCCAGGCGGCCUCGCGCCUCCGCCGGCGGGCUCGGAAGAGGACUUUGUCCCCGAGCCGGAGGAGCGGGACUCGGGCAGGGACUCCGUGUCGCCGCCGGGCCCCGAGGAGGAGCCGCCUCCUGAAGCGUGGAGCCCGCCCCGGGAGGCCGGCGGAGGGUCCGACUGGGAGCCCCCUGCUAUAAGAGGCGACGCGCGUGGGGAGCCCGGUGCAGAGGCGCGCCCGGAGCCGGAGCGCACAGGCGGCCAGCUCUCGGGUCCAGCCAUGGCCUGCCAGGGGAUCCGGAGCCAUGAACCCUUGUGUCCGCCGGUGCACUGCGAUCAGGACGAAGAGUCCUUGACCCUGCUGAUUCCAGUGCCUCGGAUUCAGCCGCAGAGUCUUCAGGGGGAUCUGAACCCCUUCCGGUACAAACUGUGCUUCUCCUCGCAGGACUUAGUUUAUUCCUUCUUUUUGCGAUUUGCUCCAGAGAAUAAAUUGAGUACCAAAGAACCUGAGACUAGCGUUUCUUCAGACAACGCGGUGAUAGUACUGGCCAAAUCCCCAGAAAGCCACGGCCAUUGGCGAGAGUGGUAUUGUGGCUUAAACAGCGAUUCUUUGGAGGAAAGGUUGUUUGUCAAUGAAGACAAUGUUAAUGACUUUCUUGAAGAGGUCCUGAGCUCUCCAUUGAAACUGGCAACUCCUCCGACUCCACCAUUAAUUGAAGUUCUUCAGGUUACUGAUGAGAAGAUUCAAAUUCAUACAAAGUUGCUGGAAAGUAGUAAUCCUGAUCAGCUUCCAGGAAAGGAAAAAAGAGUCAAUGAAGGAUGUCAUUUAACUGAAGAUGAAAAUACAGAUCUUACCAUCUCUACAAUGCAUUCUGAUUCCUCUACAGUAGUUAAAGAACUAAAAAUAGAUACUUGUAGAUUAGUUGCAGGCUUGCAACAAGAGUCUCUUGAUGUUUCUCAAGUGCUGUUUGAAAAAUCUCAGCAACCUGAGGCAAAAAUAGAACCUGAGUUUAUAAAAGAGAAGACUGCUACUUACUCACAUGAGGAAAAAGAUACUAUGAAAGAACCACUAAUAUCCAAAGAAAAAGAAUUAGGUGGAGAUCAUCUGUCUUCACAAUUGAACAAAACUAUAGUUCACACUAUACCAGAUGUUGACAGCAUAAAAGAAACCAAUAUGCAGGAUGGUAGUGUGCAGAUUAUUAAAGAUCAUAUAACUCACUGUGCAUUCAGUUUUCAAAAUUCUUUACUAUAUGAUUUGGAUUAAUUCUAUAUAAUUUGGGAAAUUGAAUGUUAGGAGUAAAAAGUUUCUGUUCCUAAACUAGCUUCUGUUAAUUAUUAAAACUCAAGAUAGGGCUGGAGGUGUGGCUCAAGCAAGAAGCAAACCCCAGUACCACAAACACAAAACCCUGAUGAUUCGGUGUUGACCUUUAAGCCGAUGCCUUCAAAUCUUGUACA
This is a messenger RNA of Castor canadensis (American beaver), 3937 nucleotides long. It is a transcript of the gene Dnaaf2, whose product is annotated as dynein axonemal assembly factor 2. NCBI's taxonomy places the organism in Eukaryota, Metazoa, Chordata, Mammalia, Rodentia, Castoridae. The record is from RefSeq and is a predicted model, not a curated record. Gene Ontology annotation, cellular component: cytoplasm. Gene Ontology annotation, biological process: epithelial cilium movement involved in extracellular fluid movement; cilium-dependent cell motility; axonemal dynein complex assembly.